CUAGAACUCUAGAAGUAUAGAACGAGACUCUUAAACAACAGCCAAGUAGAGACAUACGAAGUGGGUCCCAUCUAUCACAUCAAUAAUCGGUGUUCCCAAUGGCUUUCUCUGGAGGAGUUGUAUUGCGAGCUAUAAAUUCACGAGAAAACAAACAAGCAAUUGAUCAACAACAAUGGAGAAAUCCAAGAUCGGAAGAAGAUUUGAAGGGAAAGUUGCGAUUGUUACAGCUUCAACUCAAGGCAUAGGUUUCGCUAUUGCUCAACGGAUCGGCUUAGAAGGCGGAUCUGUCGUCAUCUCCUCUCGCAGACAGAGAAACGUUGAUGAGGCAGUGAAAAAGCUCAAGGCACAAGGAAUUGAAGUGCUUGGAUUGGUUUGCCAUGUUUCUAAUGCACAGCAGAGAAAGAAUCUCAUUGACCAGACUGUUCAGAAAUAUGGUAAGAUAGAUGUGGUAGUGUCGAAUGCAGCAGCUAAUCCCUCAAUUGAUACCAUUCUCAAAACUCAAGAAGCAGCCCUUGACAAACUUUGGGAAAUCAAUGUUAAAACAUCUAUAUUACUUCUUAAGGAUGCAUCCCCUCACUUGAGAGAAGGUUCUUCGAUUGUUUUCAUUUCCUCAAUCAGUGCUUUCCAACCUCCAGCUGGCUUGGCUAUGUAUGGUGUCACCAAGACAGCUCUUCUUGGCCUUACCAAGGCUCUUGCAAAUGAGAUGGCCCCACAUACUCGUGUGAACUGUGUAGCUCCGGGAUUUGUUCCCACACACUUUGCUGAAUAUAUUACCAGCAAUGAAGCCAUGAGAAAGAGCUUGGAAGAACAGACAUUGCUGAAGAGGCUGGGGACGACGGAAGACAUGGCGGCAGCCACCGCUUUCUUGGCGUCAGAUGAUGCUUCGUAUAUUACCGAGAAAGAGCUUAGAAGAAUAGACAUUGCUGAAGAGGUUGGGGACGACGGAAGACAUGGUGGCAGCCACCGCUUUCUUGGCGUCUGA
Lactuca saligna is the source of this 982-nucleotide messenger RNA. The record is from the annotation of a GenBank genome assembly. Lineage: Eukaryota; Viridiplantae; Streptophyta; Magnoliopsida; Asterales; Asteraceae.